AUGGGAAAACGAGGAAGAGAUCGUCCUCCAAACGUUUCAAUCUUCAAUCAAGAUCCCGAGUUCUUCGAAAUCUUCCUCCCAAAUCGUAUAUCACACCAACUGCGGAUACCACCGGAUUUUGUCAAGCAUUUUGAUCAAAAGAUACCGGAGAAGAUCGUUCUUAAAGAUGUUUCAGGAAGAGUCUGGCAUGUGGAUGUGAAUCGAGGGAAAACUGGUGUUUUUUUGAAGAAUGGUUGGAAUAGAUUUGUGAAGGAAAAGAGCCUACAGCUUGGCCAAUUUAUGGUGUUCAGAUACAACAGAAGAUCAUCAUCAUUCACUGUUUGA
Molecule: messenger RNA, 324 nt
Organism: Lactuca virosa
Lineage: Eukaryota; Viridiplantae; Streptophyta; Magnoliopsida; Asterales; Asteraceae
Source: the annotation of a GenBank genome assembly